AUGGACACCGGGUCUCAUCUCUCUGCUCUGUCUCAGCGGAUCGGCUCCACUUGGUUCCGCCCAUACUGCUGCCAUCAGACGUGUCCUCCCCUGCGUUGCUCAGUUACUGGGCUACCCCCUGGGGCAGCCUGCCCAGAAAGGGAGGUGGGCAAGGGGGAGGAGGGCACGAUGAGCAUCUUCAGUGCAAGAACACUUCUUCCAGAGCAUGGGGCCAGGCUCACUGCCUUACAUGGCGGUCUGGGACUGGCACUGGAGGACAUCUGCCACAUUCUGCUGGUCAAGGCCACCCUCAAAGUCCGGCUCCGAGUCAGGGGGCGAGGCAACGGGGAGCCUUUGGCAGAUGGCCUACAAAGCGGCACUGCGGGGGCCUUCGCCAGGGGGUUCAUCCUCACAGUCCUCACACUGUCCUUCACAGAAGCCUGCCCGGACCUUCGAAGCUCCAGGAGGGAAAUGGAUGGCUGCGCGGGCCGGGAGCAGGCACGCCUGCCCUCUCGCCUCCAGGCAGGAGAAGAAAUGAAACUGGAGCGCGUGUCCAUCCUCCCGCGCAAGGAAGGGCCCCCGGUGCGGCUCCCCCAGCCCGGGAAGCUGCUGGCCGUGCCCUUGCUGCUGGCCCUGCUGUCCUGCGGCCUCACGGCGCUGUCCUUCUACCGCGUGGCCGCCCUGCAAGCCGAGCUGGGCAGCCUCCGGGCCGAGCUGCGUGAGCGCCGCGCAGAGCCACGGCCAUUGCGCGCGGCCUCCGCGGCCGCCAACGGGAGCUGGCGCGGCUGCAGCCCCGGACGCGCCACUCGGCCGCAGGGGCCUCUGCAGCGGCGUGCGCCCUUCUUGCAGGGCGUCUCUGCACCUCCAGCCCCCGGAGGCGGCCACCCCAGGCGAAGCCUCAGGAGCAAGCGUGCCACCCCGGGUCCGGAAGGAACAGUAACUAAAAGGAUGUAUUUUUGCUUUUCAGUCACUCAAGACUGCUUGCAACUGAUUGCAGACAGUGACACGCCUACUAUACGGAAAGGAGCGUACACGUUUGUCCCGUGGCUGCUCAGCUUUAAAAGAGGAAGAGCCCUAGAAGAAAAAGAAAAUAAAAUACUGGUCAAAGAAACCGGUUACUUCUUCAUAUAUGGUCAGGUUUUAUACACUGAUAACACCUUUGCCAUGGGGCACCUGAUACAGCGUAAAAAAGUCCAUGUCUUUGGGGACGAGCUGAGUCUGGUGACUUUGUUCCGAUGUAUUCAAAACAUGCCUGAAACAUUACCCAAUAAUUCCUGUUACUCAGCUGGCAUCGCAAAGCUGGAGGAAGGAGAUGAACUCCAGCUUGCAAUACCACGCGAGGAUGCUAAAAUAUCACGGGAUGGAGACGGCACAUUUUUUGGUGCACUGAAACUUCUGUGACCUACUUCCACCUUGUUUGUGGCUAUUUUUCUCCCUUUCUCUGUACCUCUUGAGGAGAAAACACUUAACUGGAAAUAACAAAAGGAGAAAAAAACAGUAGUUAACGUAGCCUUUUCUGUGAGGCAUUUGUUUUGGUUUGCUGGAACUAGACUCAAACAGGAAAUUUAACAGACAACCUCAGCCAAAGGGUGUCAUGUGAAUUACGAGAAAUAGAGCCCAUUUAAGGAAAAAUGGAAUUAGACUUUUCACUAUAAUGCCAUGUUGAACAACUUAGUCAUAGCUUCUGGUCUUGGAGGAAGCAGAGGAUUCAAUGGCGCAGUAACAUUUCUUCAAAAAUGGCUUUCCAUUAUUUAUCAUGGAACAAGUGCCCACAUCUGUAGGAUAUGAAGACUCUUGGGAAAUCUCAGGAUUCAUCCUCUAUUUUUAUAUUAAAUAUGCCCCUCUUCUUUUUUUCAGUUAGCAUUUUGGAAAGUGGGAAAAAAAGGAAGAAAUCAUGCAUUUGAUACAUGAAAAAGUAAUUAACAGGUUUUAAAUACAUUAAACAAUUGGACUCAAAAUAAGACAUAGGUACUAUUUAAGUCUUUUUGGUUAUUUUAGGUUUGCGAUUUUUAUCUCUAAUAUUACAGAUUACCUGAUGGAACACUCCCAUUUUUCACAGGAGGGAAAUAGUUCUCUCAUGUGUCUAUGUUUAUGUGUAUCUUUUAUGGCUAAUUUUAGUUACUUCAGAAGCUUUUAAUGUAGGCUAAUUCAAUUUAUAAUCCACAUAAGCAUUGAUUGAAAAAAAAUAAUUAUAAUUAUUCCUCUGUAGAAAUAAAACCUCCAGUAGAGUCAAUGAAUACUUUUAUAAUAAUGUAAUAUAAUUCCCUGUAUUUCCUACCCUUGUGUUUUAAACUGCUGCUAUUGUAGUUCACAUAUAUUCCAGCCUUUAUAAAAUACUCAUUUUAUUACCUUUACAGAAGUGGAAGUUCAAUUAAUGUUCUUGUCAUCCUGAAGUAUAUUAUAUGCCAUGUGCUUGUUAUAAAGGUUCUGAUAUGCCAGAAGACAUCAUCCUAAUUUUCAUUUUAUAAAGAAUCAUAUUUGAGAAUGCCAUAAUACUUAUCUUUUAUAACACCAGUUUCCCUUGUUUUGCUUGUCUUUUUAUGAAUGUCAUUACUUUAAAGAGUUUACUUCAUUAGUUUAAAUUGUAGAUAGAAGAUGAGACCCUGCUCUACACUAAUUUUCCCCACUCCACAUUAAGAUAUUUUUAAAGAUAUAGUGAACAAAGAAAAUGAUUUGUAUUUUGUGUCUGAAAUUAAGCUUUAAAAAUAUGAUUUCUGUAAUUUUGGCUUUUUGGUUAAAGUAAAAUAUAUUUUGCAAUUUAUUUAGUUUUAUAAUAUUAUAAGUAAAGACGUGACAGGUGAAAUAGGAGUUACCUUAUGAGAAGGAGGUUAGUAAUUUUCUUAGUAUUGCUGCUAAUUUGAUUGCCACAUAAAAACUUUCUGUGCUGACAUCAGAGCAGCGUCUCCCAGGGCGGGUGAGAUGGGGGACCCACAGCUGGCAGGGGCAGCUGGCAGCUCCAAAGCCUGCCGACCCCGCUGGGCCGCGGCCAGACCAUCUCGAGGUGAAUGCAUUUCUUUUGUAAGCUCCGUCUGAGGUUAUCUUUGAUUUCCUUCUCUUGCCAUCGCCACUGACAUCAUCCAAAUUGACUGAGUCUUUUGUUAUUUAAAAAAUAAAAAAAUAAUGGAAUGAAACUAUGCUUAAGAUCACUUUAAAAAUAAAGAUAAUGAAUGAAAUUAUAAAAGUGUAUUAACAAUAAAGUAGGAGUGUAGA
Molecule: messenger RNA, 3189 nt
Organism: Manis pentadactyla (Chinese pangolin)
Lineage: Eukaryota; Metazoa; Chordata; Mammalia; Pholidota; Manidae
Gene: TNFSF13B
Product: TNF superfamily member 13b
Exons: 7
Coding region: 1-1380 (459 amino acids)
Biological process (GO): immune response
Cellular component (GO): membrane
Molecular function (GO): receptor ligand activity; tumor necrosis factor receptor binding
Source: RefSeq, a predicted model, not a curated record